CAAACAAAAGCAUAGCAACACGUUAUUUUACGGAUAGUAAAAUGUUUAAUAAUACGCUAUGUGAUGUGACUUAUCUCGUAAGUGAAGGUCGCAGUGGUUUAUCAGAUAAAGUAUCGGAAUGUUUAAGUAGUUUCCAACAUAUCCCAUACAUAACUGCGGCCUUUGUCUGCGUUCUUUUUUGCUGUUACUACAAUCGAGAUCGAAGAUCUGGCGGAAAAGACGUAUGGGUGAGUCCAGUUGCAGUCUUCGAUGAUGGCGAAUAUCACAGACUUUUGUUUGGACCAUUUCAUCACAUGGACGAAGGACACUUGACGCUGAACCUAGCCCUAUUUGCUGUGAAGUCCGCUAUUCUAGAACAGAUAUACAAACCUGGCUACCUAUUAUAUAUGAUCAUUGUUUUCACAUUUCUCAGCAGCCUGUUUUGUAUAUUUCUUAGAAUUUUGGCAGCAGUCUUUUACAAGGACGUGGAUAAUUAUAAUAAAAGUCUUGUUCGAGGAUGUGUAGGCAUAUCAGGAGUAAUAUUUGCAUUGAAAGUUUUGAUUUCUGACUUUACGAAAGUCGACGAGUUUGUUUACUGGAUCGAGCUGAUCGUGGUACACAUUACGUCCCCUGGUACUUGUUUCACAUCCCAUCUCGGUGGAAUAUUAGUCGGAGUAUUGUACAAGUACACUUUUCUCCAACGCCUCAUGUAUUUUGGGGGUCUGGAUGAGAUUGCUUUAAGAAGUUAUGGUGCAUGAAAUGACUGUACACGUUUAUAGAAAGGUAGUAGGGUACAUGUUUUAAUGUAUACCUAUUUCCGCAGAACGUCUUCGUUGAGAGGAUAAUUAACAUGGGACAGAACCACGUGUGAUUCUAUGGGAUCUUAAAUUGUGCAAUACUGUAUAAGAAUCCAUUUGAAUGGAUGGUAAGCAAUUUAUAUAAAAGAAUUAAGUGUGUUACAUGUAUUUCAAGUUUUUUCGAGGAUUACAAAGAUAUGAU
Molecule: messenger RNA, 978 nt
Organism: Saccostrea cuccullata (small rock oyster)
Lineage: Eukaryota; Metazoa; Mollusca; Bivalvia; Ostreida; Ostreidae
Product: rhomboid-related protein 4-like
Exons: 3
Coding region: 42-737 (231 amino acids)
Cellular component (GO): membrane
Molecular function (GO): serine-type endopeptidase activity
Source: RefSeq, a predicted model, not a curated record